AUGUUUGAACCGAAUCUCGCCAUCGACGUGAGUCUCCUGGCCAUUAUUCUUGGUCUGUAUGCGACGAAAAAUGACAGAAACCUCAUUCUUGUUUUGAUUUGCGCUCUCUUCGCGCACGUCUUGUUGACCAACGACAAAGAUGACUCGAACGCUGGUGUUCUCCAGAACGCAAGCACCGCGGCCGUCACGAAUGAUGGUCUGGGUGCCGCCGUGACAGACGUCGUCGCCACAGCCGUAACACCCACCACCGUUGCCAAAAACGAAAGUCCUGUAGCCCCCGACGGCUUCAAGAGCACGGUGUCGUCCGGAGUUUUUUAUCGCCAGCUGAGUUCCCCUCAAACGAAUCUCACAUCGACGGUAUUCCCAUCCACCUCGAAGGAGGCGAAUGGGAAGCUGGCAUCGGCGAGAGAUUCCUUCUUCAAAUCGCUCGUUUCCUAA
Molecule: messenger RNA, 438 nt
Organism: Ectocarpus siliculosus
Lineage: Eukaryota; Phaeophyceae; Ectocarpales; Ectocarpaceae
Source: the annotation of a GenBank genome assembly